AUGUCAUCAACCCAUGGCAUUAAUACAUCAUCUCCGCCAUCCUCAUCAUCGCUAAUUCCAACAUCACUUCGCGAAGAAUUUGUGAACAACAAUGAUGAAUUUGUUGGUGAUGAUGAUGGAGGUGAUAUUUCUCCCCCACCUCUCGCUUCUAAUCCCACAACCAUGAUGGAACAUACAACUUGUGAUACUUCCUGUAAUAAUAAUAAUACUAACAAACAUCAACAUCCACAACUAUCACUUUUUACUUCAAGCGUUCGUCAUGUCAAUGCCUCUCCUUGUUACAGUGGUAACGGAAACAACAUCAACAAUAUCGGCUCUAAUAUCACCAUCAACACAAGCAAUGGAGGAAGUCGAUCCUCAUCAACAGUGGCAUCUCCACAACAAGAAAAUUGGUAUUGGAUUGAAAGUGUCGAUUUCACAGUUGGUGAACAACUACCAGUGGAUGAAGGAAAUACUGUAGAUUACAAAUUGACUGUUUUUAGUGAUUAUAUGAAUUUCAAAACAACAAGCAAGGAAGAAUCACAAAAAUUAGAGAAAGAGCUCAUCUCCGACGCAAUAGGAUCGUUUGAUAAAUCUCCAACUCCUACUGCAGAGCACAAACAUGCGCACUUCUCUCCAUCUACUUCUACUACCGCCGCAACUACAGCUGUGGAUGGUGUUGUGGAUUAUGCCAAGCUUGGUGAAAGAUUAACGGAGUAUUUAUUAGCUUUUUUAAAUUCGAAUGGAGGAGCCCUUGUAUUUGGUGUUAGAGAUGAUGGAGUAGUUUUUGGAAUGAAACUGAGCGAGAAACAACGCGACAAAAUACGACUUCUUUUUGACAACUGCAUUAGGAAUUUUCAGAUCACUCCUACACCUAGAGUUGGCAUUCAUUAUAGACUUGAAUUUAAGAAAGCAACCAAUUUUCCUAAUUUAUGGAUUUUAAUUUUGGAGGUGAAAAAAUCAGAAUGUUUUCAUUAUGCGCACAUUAGAAGUCAUUUGAAGAGCUGGGAAAGACUAUCAGCUUCCAAUUUAUGCCUCUGUGAUCGCCCUCAACGUUUUGUAGAACGUUUACGGGAGCUCAGAAACACUCCUGAAUAUCAGAAUGAACUUCAAUCUUCCAUUAAUCCACCACAAAUGUCAAGAAGAAACUCAAUAUCAACAAAUAAUCUUCAACAAGCAAAAGAAAAUUCGAGAGGGUCAUCAAGUCCAAAAAGAAUAUAUGAAGGCUAUUUUAUUCUCGUAUUUUCUGAUAUUCAGUUAACAGUCAGUGAGCUGAUACUUGCAAGAGCUGGUUUUGAUAAGAGAAUUUAUAGAUUAGAAUCUUAUGGUAAUAUGGACGAUCAAGGUAGAUUUUUGAUCGAUAGACCUUCCAAAUAUUUCAAUUUAAUUUAUCAAUUCCUGCAAGUUGGAUAUGUUUCAGUCAAGUUGCACGAUUGGCCUGUUUUUUUACUUGAAGCUGAAUUUUAUGGACUUGCAGAAAUGAUCCACAACGAAAAUCAAACUUCGAUAGAGGCACACAACUCCUUCGUGUUGGUAAAAUCCAUCUCUAAACCGUUGAAAAUGCAUCCAUCCAUCUCUCAAGCCAAUUUUUCAAACAAAGUUGGAAAUUAUUUAUUGAAUGUUGAUAAUGGAACAUCUCAACAAAAUAAGGACACCAAUUAA
This is a messenger RNA of Naegleria lovaniensis, 1641 nucleotides long. RefSeq lists its product as uncharacterized. NCBI's taxonomy places the organism in Eukaryota, Heterolobosea, Eutetramitea, Acrasida, Naegleriidae. The transcript has a single exon. The record is from RefSeq and is a predicted model, not a curated record. Bases 1 to 1641 code for a protein of 546 amino acids. Gene Ontology annotation, biological process: protein homooligomerization.